Messenger RNA from Rodentolepis nana, 5316 nucleotides. NCBI's taxonomy places the organism in Eukaryota, Metazoa, Platyhelminthes, Cestoda, Cyclophyllidea, Hymenolepididae. The record is from the annotation of a GenBank genome assembly.
AUGUCAAUGAAAGAUUUCUCUGAUAUUUGUGACAAUCAGAAUGAAGGAGCUAUGGAAAUGGAGUGGAAUCCUAAUGCUGUUCGCACAGCUGAUACUGCCGUUGAAAGUAGCUUGAUGGCUCAGACCAAUCUCUCCGAUUCACCAGAACAUGAAUCUUGUGAUGCUAAUGACCCCGCACGACCUUCAGGAGUUAUUGAUUAUAUGUUCGAUGAUAUUGAAGAUCCGCGGGCCAUUGACUUGAAGAAGGAACGCCGACUCUUAAGCGAUCCCGUCAUAAUACGUUGCUUACCCUGGAGAAUAUUGUUGGUAUUUUCUCCCGAACGAACUACAAUGGGAUUGUUUCUGCAAUGCAACGAUAACAGUCCAUCUCACAAUUGGACCUGCACUGCUCGUGCCAAGUUAGAGUGUAUUUCACAUACCAAGCCUUCAAUCCGUAAAACUUUUACCAUUCGCCAUACAUUUGCUGCAAAGGAAAACGAUUGGGGUUAUCAGACUUUCCUCCCUUACGACGACCUAUUCAAUUCCGAUAAAGGCUAUGUGGUGAACAAGAGACUCCAUGCUCGUGUUGAAGUUGAUGCUGAUGCUCCCCAUGGAACUGAUUGGGACUCGAAAAAGUAUACUGGCUUUGUUGGUUUAAAAAAUCAAGGGGCUACUUGUUAUUUAAAUUCAGUUCUUCAGGCUCUCUAUUGCACAAAUUCCCUACGAAAAGCGGUUUUCCAGAUGCCCACCGAAAGCGACGAAAUAUCUACCAGUGUUCCGCUUGCCCUGCAGCGUACUUUCUACGAUCUUCAGUGCUCGGAAAGAGCAGUUGAAACCGAAAAACUUACUCGGAGUUUUGGUUGGACUACUUUGGACUCUUUCAUGCAACACGAUGCUCAGGAACUCACUCGUGUUCUCUUGGAUAAUAUGGAAAGCAAAAUGAAGGGCACUGCUGUUGAACGCAUUAUUCCCACAUUGUUUUGUGGUAAAAUGGUCUCUUACGUCCGUUGUAAAAAUGUUGUUUAUGAGUCGAAGCGGGAAGAGGAGUUUUAUGAUAUUCAAUUGAAAGUGAAAGGUAAUAAAGACGUUUACGCUGCCUUCGAUGAGUACGUCCAAGUUGAAACCCUCGAUGGUGUCAACAAAUAUGACGCUGGAAGUCACGGUCUGCAAGAUGCUGAAAAGGGUAUUAAGUUUCUUCGCUUCCCUCCUGUUCUCUACUUGCAGCUUAUGCGAUUCCAGUUUGAUUUUCAUUCGAACACUAACGUAAAAAUCAAUGAUAAAUUUGAAUUCCCUUACGAUUUGGAUUUGAGUGAUUACCUCGUGGAAAAUAAUGAUCAACAGACCAAUGGUUUGCCAAGAUACACCAAGUACUUCCUUCAAGCAGUCUUAGUGCAUUCUGGAGAUAAUCAUGGAGGUCAUUAUGUAGUAUACAUCAACCCUCGUGGAGAUAACAAGUGGUACCAAUUUGAUGACGAUGUUGUGUGCAGCUGUAGACCUAAAGAUGCUAUUGAAGCAAAUUAUGGAAAUGGUAAUGAGCCCGAUAAUCGCGCCUUCACGAACGCCUACAUGUUGGUGUACAUUGCUUGUGAAGCUAGGGAGGAAGUGCUUUCUCCGGUGACUGAUGACAUGAUCCCCUUCAGUCUCACCAGUCGAUUUUGCGAAGAACGUAAUGUGGAAGAAAAGGAGCGUAUUGCCAAGGAUCAUGCUCAUGAAUUCGCUACCAUCAACCUUCUCUUCGAAGAGGAUUUUCACGGUUUUGAGGAUACCGAGUUGUUUCGAAUCAAUGAUGUUCCUGUUAGGUCACUAAAAAUCAAACGCCAAGAGGUAACUGAGGCCAAAUUGACCGAAUCCAUAGGGGAAUUUCUCAAGUGUUCACCUCACGAGUUUCAAUUAUGGCGAGUUAUUUACACGAAGGCAGGAAACAUUGAGUUUAGUCGUAAACUAACAACGAAUCUUCCCUCUGAGAAUGUAUUAACUCUCUGGAUUCAACAGCGCAGCCGGGCCAUUUUCACCGGCUCUCCUGUAGCUGAUUGUUAUCUUUGUUUCUUUAAGUACUUCGACCCCAGCAUCUGCACUCUAUGUUAUUGUGGAUUUGCUGAGUUGCCGGUUUCCAGCAAUAUUGAAGGUCUGCCUGAACUUCUCAAUGGACGUGUUAGUCUGCCUCCCAAUACACCACUUGCUUUCUACAGGAAAGACGUCACGUCAACACUUCGGCGUGUUGAGUUGGCUAAUAUCUUACGAAAGCCUAAACAUGGCGAGGUUAUCUACUUUCAUAUUGAUGCAAAUCAACCAAUGGACGUUGAAGUGAACCCUAUCUCACCCCAUACAUGUAUGGAUCCGAUUGCUGAAAGUAAUCACUCAAAUCUUGAUGACAUCCCCAAUAUGAGUCUUCAACUUCGCAAAAUGGCCAUCAAUGUUGACCAACUGGAUGAAUCCCAAGAAGCGCUCCCUGUUGCUGAGGCCUUUAAUCAAUACUUUGACUCGUGCUCGAUGUUGGUUGACAUCUUGUUGGUGGACAAACUGCGCAAGUCUGAUCCUGGUAUUUUGAUUCGCGUUUCACCAGAACUCUCCUACUGGGAGUUUGCCAAGUUGGCCUCCUGCUACCUUACAGGGGAUCCAAGUUAUCUCCGCUUCUUUGUUCCUCAUUCAUCUUCCACAACUAAUAUAGCCCUUGCGAAUAAGGGUUCUAAUGUUGCUGCUCAAGAUCUCCAUGUAUCAUCUAAUACCCCCGUUGGCCCUGAAACGGGCAAUGGAAAUAAUUACUCACCUAACGGUGCCGCUUCACUCAUUUCCGAACAGUCUCGUGCUGCUAAGGCCUCCGGCUUCAAUGAAGCUUCGGCAAGUCUGGUUGGAGCUUUGGCCAACGCAGCAUACCAGGGCCUAGUUCGUGAACCGCCCGGUCCUCCAGUGCUCUCAACUUCUGAGGGUCAACUUCGUCACUUCCUUCAACUCCCUCAAACCUGCGCUUCUAUCACUUUCCAACCACCCAAUCAGUCUAGUGUAACCGCUUCUCAGCAAGACCGGCCCCCAUUGGGUGUCUCCAAAUACACCAGCUAUCCUCGCAUCACACCCUCUCCAUUUAGCGCUAAUAAUCUCCAUGUCCCAGCCCCACGUCGUGUUUAUUAUGCUCACACAGUUCUCCCAGUUGCUCAACUGGAGUCACUAAAGCAAAUUCAAGUGGCGUUUUUCGGUCAGAAGCUCUCUGAACGUCAAGACCUGGUGCUGGGUGUAUGUGGGGAUGGUACUGUCGCCGAUAUUCUCACAGAAGUAAGAUCUCAUGCUUCUCUUCCUGGAUCAAAGAAGCUACGUCUAAUGGAAAUUCGACGCAAUCGAAUCGAACAGAUAUUUCCUGAAUUUUACCCGCUGGAGAAAAUUGAUGAGUCCAUAAUAGAGCUGCAAUGUGAUGUUAAUGACAAUAUCCGAUCGGGGUUGAGGGUAGAGGAGGUGCCUAAAGAAGAGGAAAAUUUGGAGCAGGGAGACCUGGUGAUUAACGCAGCUCACUUCAAUAGGACCUCAGAGGAUACAUUUGGUGUGCCAUUUACAGUUAGACUUCGAAACGGUGAACCCUAUAGCGAUGUCAAGAAGCGUAUUCGGGAGAAAUUGGAUGUGGGGAAUGACAAGGAAUUCGACGCCUGGAAUUUUGUCCUUGUCACAAAGUCCAAAUGUAUUGCUAUCCCUAAUAAGGAUGAUGUUGUGGUUGAUACUGAAAUUCUCACCAAAGAAAACUUUAGACCUUGGCUUGGUGUGGGGCACAAACCACCGAAACGACCUCGUGUCCACAGCGAUGGAAUUAAUGAUGAACAGGUGGAGAUUGAAAGGGCCGUAUUCAAAGAACCCAAAGUCCCGGAAGACACACUAUUGGCUUUGUUUUUCUCAUCGCCUUCUGAUAUGAAAAAAUUGGUUCUUUCGUCUGCUAGAAAAGAAAAAGUUGAUGUUGAACUCGGCAAAUAUGAUGGAAAGUGGGCAAUUGAAGUUCCUCCACUUAGCGCAAUUGAUAACGAUUACGCACUUGUCCUAAAGUCUGAAAGCAAACAUUAUGCUAUUGCCGUCGAUUUAGGCCGCGAUUAUGCCUUCAAUAAGGAUGAAUUUGUAGUGCAAUAUGAGGUUAAAUUCACCGAGGGUCAGACAUGCGGUGGUGCUUAUGUCAAGCUUCUUUCUGCUUCUCCUGACCUUGAUCUGAAAAAUUUUCAUGAUAAGACACCAUACACCAUCAUGUUCGGUCCAGACAAGUGUGGUCUAGAUCACAAACUCCAUUUCAUUUUCCGUCAUAAAAAUCCCAAAACCGGUGAAUUCGAAGAAAAACACAUGCAAAAGGUCUCUGAAAGAUUGGAUGACUAUUUCACAGACAAAAAAACUCACUUGUAUACCCUGGUUACACGAACCGAUAACUCUUUUGAGAUAUACGUCGAUCGAUUUAUCGUUAAACACGGAAAUCUUCUCACAGAUUUUGUACCUGCUGUUAACCCACCAACUGAAAUUGAUGACCCUGAGGAUAAGAAACCUGAUGACUGGGAUGAACGGGAGAGAAUUCCGAAUCUGGAGGCCAAAAAGCCCGAUGAUUGGGACGAAUCUGCUCCUCAAUUUAUCACGGAUGAUGACGCAGUAAUGCCCUCUGGAUGGCUUUUAGAUACCCCAAAAUUCAUUCCCGAUCCUGAUGCUAAAAUGCCUGAAGAUUGGAAUGUGGAGACAGAUGGCGAUUGGGAAGCCCCGAUGAUUGAAAACCCCGAGUGCAAGUCCGCCCCGGGUUGUGGACCUUGGGAAAAGCCCACUAAACUCAAUCCGAACUUUAAGGGCAAGUGGUCUCCACCUAUGAUUACAAAUCCUAACUAUAAAGGGGUCUGGAAACCCAGGAAAAUACCAAAUCCUGACUUUUUUGAAGAUACCCAUCCUUACAAAAUGACACCAAUUCGUGCUCUUGGCUUGGAGCUCUGGUCCAUUUCAACAGGUGUUGUAUUUGACAACUUUUUCGUUGGCACUUCCAAGAAGGCUGCCUUCGAAUUCGCUGAGGAAACCUGGGUUAUCAAGGAGAAGGCUGAACGCGAAGCUAUGCCCCGUGGAGCCAGUGUUUUGGACGGAAUUCGUGAAUUAUUCAGCCAAUAUCCUUACUACGCAGGUGGAGCUGUUGUUGGUGUUAUUUUAGUUGUUGCUCUUCUACUUUUCUGUUGCUGCCGACCAUCACUACGUGACGAUGCUCAGUACAAGAAGAGUGAUGAACCACAGCCUGAUUCUGAAGAAAAGGAGGAUAGUGCUGGUGAGGAAGAAGAUGAUAUUGUGGAAUCUGAUAAAGAAGAAAAGCCUGACGGUACGGCUACUCGCCAAAGGAUUCGCAAGGAGUAA